Molecule: messenger RNA, 1521 nt
Organism: Engraulis encrasicolus (European anchovy)
Lineage: Eukaryota; Metazoa; Chordata; Actinopteri; Clupeiformes; Engraulidae
Gene: chrna6
Product: cholinergic receptor, nicotinic, alpha 6
Exons: 7
Coding region: 1-1521 (506 amino acids)
Biological process (GO): monoatomic ion transmembrane transport; regulation of membrane potential; chemical synaptic transmission
Cellular component (GO): synapse; plasma membrane; postsynaptic membrane
Molecular function (GO): transmembrane signaling receptor activity; acetylcholine-gated monoatomic cation-selective channel activity
Source: RefSeq, a predicted model, not a curated record
AUGACUCCUACAGGAAAACUCGCCCUGCUGCUGGUGGUGCUGGUGGUGUUCACAAAAGAUUGCUUUUCCUCAAAAGGGGAAGAUCGUUUAUUCCGCCGCCUGUUUCGGCGGUACAAUCAGUUCAUCCGACCAGUGGAAAAUGUGUCAGAUCCUGUCACUGUGCAGUUCGAGGUGUCCAUCUCCCAGCUCGUCAAAGUGGAUGAGGUGAACCAGAUUAUGGAGACGAAUUUGUGGUUGAGACAUAUAUGGAACGAUUAUAAGUUAAAAUGGGCACCAAUAGAAUUUGAUGGAAUUGAGUUCAUCCGAGUACCAUCGAACAAGAUCUGGAGGCCUGACAUUGUGCUGUACAACAAUGCAGUUGGAGAUUUCUUGGUGGAGGAUAAGACCAAAGCCCUUCUGAAGUAUGAUGGAACGAUCACCUGGGUGCCCCCGGCUAUCUUUAAAUCUUCCUGCCCCAUGGAUAUCACCUACUUUCCCUUUGACUACCAGAACUGCUCCAUGAAGUUUGGCUCCUGGACCUAUGACAAAGCCAAGAUUGACCUGGUGCUCAUCAACUCCAAAGUCAACCUCAAAGACUUCUGGGAGAGUGGCGAGUGGGAGAUCAUCGAUGCGCCCGGCUACAAGCACGACAUCAAGUACAACUGCUGUGAAGAGAUCUACCCGGACAUCACCUACUCCUUCUACAUCCGACGGUUGCCGCUCUUCUACACCAUCAACCUCAUCAUCCCCUGCCUGCUCAUCUCUUUCCUCACUGUGCUCGUCUUCUACCUGCCCUCCGACUGUGGAGAGAAGGUGACUCUGUGUAUCUCAGUGCUGCUGUCCCUCACCGUGUUCCUGCUGGUCAUCACUGAAACUAUCCCAUCCACUUCUCUGGUCAUCCCGCUGAUUGGAGAGUAUCUACUCUUCACCAUGAUCUUCGUAACACUCUCCAUCGUCAUCACUGUGUUUGUGCUGAACGUGCACUACCGCACGCCUACCACACACACCAUGCCGGCCUGGGUGCGCAGUGUCUUCCUGCAGGUGCUGCCCCGGAUCAUGCUCAUGAGGCGCCCCAUCGACCAGGAUGGGAAAAGGUUAGCAAUGGACCGGGAGCCGGACAGUGGCGGAGGUGCAGCGGAGAAGGGGAAAAAGGGGAAGGCCGUAGCGGCAGGACAGGGUUCCAUGAACUGCCUCGACUUUGGAGAAAAUAAAAUGGGCGCCGAUGGCCAGAAAUGCCAGCGCCACCCAGGGAAAGACGCACCUGGGACUGAUGGCGGGAAGGUGAGCAGACAGACGGGCUCCACAGCGGUCAACGCAGUGGUCGCAUUCUCUGUCAUUUCACCUGAGAUCAAACAAGCUAUCGAGAGCGUCAAGUACAUCGCUGAGAACAUGCGGAGCAGAAACAAAGCCAAAGAGGUGGAAGAUGACUGGAAGUAUGUUGCUAUGGUGAUCGAUCGCAUCUUCCUGUGGGUGUUUGUGCUGGUGUGUGUACUUGGAACAUUGGGCCUCUUCCUACAACCUGUUAUCAGCUUCCUGUCCUAA